Molecule: messenger RNA, 1386 nt
Organism: Symbiodinium sp. CCMP2456
Lineage: Eukaryota; Dinophyceae; Suessiales; Symbiodiniaceae
Source: the annotation of a GenBank genome assembly
AUGGCCGAGAAGCGGCAGCAUGUGGUUUUCCUGAACUUUCCGGGGACAGGGCACAUGAAUCCAACGCUGCCCUUGGUUGCGGAGCUCAGGCAGCGGGAGGUGGAAGUCACUUAUUUCGUUGAUGAGCCACUGCGUCAGGUGGUGGAGGCUGCAGGAGCGAGCUGGCGAUACAUGCAGGACCCCAUGGAGAUGAACGAGGAGCAGAUUGCGCAUUACGUUCCAGAAGGAGCUCCCAAGGAAGACUAUGAAUUCCCCAUGUCCGCGGUUGCUAUCGCAGCUUCAGUUUUGCCUUGUCUCCUCUCGGAGCUGAAGACUCUGCAGCCCCCUCCCACGACCAUCAUCUACGACCCGUUUCUGCCACAGGGCCUCGUGGCUGCCAAGCAAUUAGGCAUCCCUGGCAUCGGCUCUGUGACCCUUACCGGACCUGGGGUGGUAGCACUACCACCGUUCCUGAUCGACAGCUGGGAGUCCAAAGUUGCAGUCUGCCGCGGCCGGCAGGAAAUCAAGGACUGCUACGAAAUCGACAUCUUCGAGCAUGGCAGCUUUCUGGAGUUCUAUUCGCCGGACCAGAAUAUUGUUACGACAGUGGAUUCAUUGUACAUGCCUCCAACCACUCCGACACAGCUCACACGCUUCGGCCACUUCCCAUUUCGAUGUGUUGGCCCACUGCUCAGUCCGUCGGUGAAAAGGAUAUCCCAUGCAAAGACAGCUGCCACAGAGACGACCAGGUUUCCAUGGGACCAGCUGGAGGCUGCAUCUGCUUCUUCCAAGAAGGUGGUUCUGAUCUCCAUGGGAACAGUUGCCACCUCCGCCUUUUGGGAGAAGCCCUUUGGCCCCCAUGCAGGCAAGAACGGAUUGCAAGAUACUACAGGCAAAGAGUUCCUGCAGUUCGUUAUUCGGAGAGCUUACGAGGCCUUUCGGCAUGCCGAGCACAUGUUCGUGAUCUUGGCAACCGGGCCACACCAAGAUGCCCUAGACGGGCUUCCGGAAGUUCCAGGCAACUUCCUGUUGCAAGACACCGUUCCACAGCUUGAGCUGCUUCCAAGAUGUGAUGCUUUUGUGACCCAUGGCGGUGCGAACAGUAUGCACGAGGCUCUGAGUUUUUCGGUGCCGUUGGUUGUCGUUCCGAUGUUCGGAGACCAGCCCGGCAAUGCAGAUGCGGUAGCACAGCGAGGUGCUGGCUUCGCCUUCCGCAAUCCGCUUGAGAGCCUUACUGCUCAGGCACUCCGGUCCUCCGUAGCUCAGCUGCUGGAAGGAACGAGCAGCUUUCGUGCUACGGCCGAGGCAAUUAGUGCUGAGAUCCGCCAGGCAGGCGGUCUGCCGCUUGCUGCUGAGCUCACUUUGGAGACGGCCGAGCUCCGCUCUUCGAAACUCGGUGGUGCAUAG